UUCGCAGAAAAAAUUAAUAAUUUUCUUUGAAGAGAAAUAAGAUAAUUGUACAAUAUCGUGUAAUUUGCCAUAAACAAAUUUUAAAAAAGGCGGACUUUUAUUUGGCACGUGUCAGCGCACAUGAGCAGCCGAGUGUAACAUGGCGGCGACCAUUGCUCGCAUCCCAUUUGAUGGCAACGAAGAAAUAAGUGGAAGAAGAGGGAGAAGAGAGGCUAGAAACUGGCCGGUUUCCCUCAGAUGUCAGCACAUUGGGUCGUAUAUCGCGGUGGUAGUAGUGGCGGUGAAGGCGAUCGGUGGUGCGGUGGUUGAGCUUGCAGAGUGAUAUACUGAAUAACGUUAGAGAGUGACGGUGUAUGUAACUUCUACCAGCGCCGGAGAGUUAAGCCUUACGCAUUUUCGUCUCCCGUGCGGGGGCUACCCUUCGCAAGAAUCCGCGUCACGCAUGGCACCGUUUCGUGCCUAAGACGCUUUUUUCCUUGGAGACAGAGAGAACAGGAUCGUGCGCGGCCAGGGCCCAGCCUCUUCGCGUGCCUCGUGUCAUUUUGCCGUUUUCGAGCGCCGGAGAGACCGAGUCGCGAACGAGUCGACAGAAUGACCAGUCAGGAGACACUUGACCAAGGGAUCAGUAACGUGGAAACCGAGUAUCUUGAGAUCAACUCGAAGGGAGCCUGGCCGAUUCUCUAUCAGCACAUACGUAAUGAAUGCAGUAAUUUUACAUAUACAUAUAAUGAGUCAAAGAAGCCACAAAACAAAAAUUUAAACCGUUAUAGAGAUGUUUUGCCAUAUGACCAUAGUAGGAUUGUCCUUAGAAGAGGGCCAUGUGAUUACAUCAAUGCUAAUCUCAUACGGGUAGAUCGUGCCCAUAGACAAUACAUUCUUACACAAGGACCAUUAGAAAAUACUGCUGGCCAUUUCUGGCUAAUGGUAUGGGAGCAAAAUUCUAAAGCUGUGUUAAUGUUAAAUAAGAUAAUUGAAAAAAAUCAUGUUAAGUGCUAUCAGUAUUGGCCUCUUGGUGAUUCAACAAUUAAUACUAUGAUGUUUCCGGAUGUUGGUAUAAAUGUAACAUAUAUUAGUAAAACAGAAUCAUCAGAUUAUACAACUAGAAUAUUGAAGUUAACUGAUUUGGAAACAAAAGAAAGUAGAGAAAUAUUACAUUUCCAUUACACUACUUGGCCAGACUUUGGAGUUCCACAAAGUCCAACAGCUUUUUUAAGGUUCUUAACAGAUGUUAGACAAUCAGGAGCAUUAGAUCAAAAUGUUGGGCCUCCUGUAGUACAUUGUUCUGCAGGAAUUGGGAGAUCAGGGACAUUUUGUUUAGUUGAUACUUGUCUUGUUUUGAUUGAAGAAAAUGGAUUGAAUUCCGUGAAUGUUAGAGAGAUAUUAAUAGAAAUGAGAAGACACAGAAUGGGUUUAAUUCAAACACCGGAUCAACUAAGAUUUUCAUACGCUGCUAUCAUCGAAGGAGCAAAACAAUUGCCAUCCAAUAAUGUGAAUAUUAAUAACGAAGUAGUAACAAAUCAUUAUGAUGUGGUAAGUAACAUUAAUAAUCCUCCAAAUGGAGAGGAAGAUGAACCACCUCCUUUGCCACCUCCAAGAGGUGAAUCGUUAACACGUAGUAUGAUGGCUGAUUUAACUUCAAAUCCAAUAACAAGAAAUGAUGAAUUACCACCUGACAAACCAUUACCUAGAGAGCCAUCAGUUUCCACAGAAAUAUCUACCACCAGUCCACAGAUUAUUGCAAAUUCUACAGUAAUCACAAACAAUUUACACGAACAGAGUUCCGACGGUGUUGCGGUGCCUAAUGAUAAUAUCAGUGACGGUGAAAACUCUUCAAAGACAAUUAGUCCUCCGUCCAGUCCGGAUACGAAAAACGAAGUACGUCAUCGUAAUAAAGAAAAGAAAGAACGUUUGGCAGCACAAGUGCGGGAGAUGAAGCGUCGUCAAAAAGAGACUGAAGAAUGGCAGAAGCUUAAGAGGUCAUUAUUUAAACCUCUUACAAUAGGCAUAGGUGCUGCAAUUGUUGGUGGGGGUAUUAUAGCGAUUUGUGGCUAUUUGUACAUGCGUGGUUAAGAUCCAAUAGUUUUCCUGUCACGCAUGUACAUGGACUGUCGAAUUUGUCAGUGAUACUAGGUGAUCCGCACAUUCAAAGAUAGUUACUUUCACCAUGAAAUAUUUAACAGCUCUUUUGCACAUGCCGUUGAUUGUCGUUUCGAGAGACUAAGUCAGGGAGAAGCAUUUAGUGUUAUAUAAUUUGAAGGAAAAACACACGCAGUCGUCGUGAGGCGUUAGAAGAUAACUGACGAAUGUUUGUCAUUUUACCAAUUCAAUUGAUAAUCUAUAUUAUUAAUACUAAUGUGUAUUAAUGAGAGAUUAUCAAUUGAGUUGGUAAAAUGAGAAACAUUCGUCAGUUAUCAAAGGAACGUUUGAGAAGUUACUUAUUCUAACAAAGUGCAUUUUGUAAAGGACAUUGUUGCACGAUAAGGAAACGAGAAGAAACAGGAAGUCUUAAAUGACAGGAAGAGGAGAUCUUCGAUUUGUAUUUUUAUAUUGUGAUUCACUCAAUAAGUAUGUAGCAUUCUAGAAGGUAUACAUUCUUUUGAACAUUUUUUUUCUCAGCUUUCCUUGAAAGUUAUACUUUAUGAAGUCAGUAAAUACUUUUACAUUCAUAUUUCCAAUUAUAGUAAAAUAAGAGACACAUUGAUUUAGAUUUUUAUUUUGUGAUCUUUUUCUGCCCAGUUAGGAACACAGAUUAUCUUUUUUAUUUGUUUGAUAACGCUAACAAGUGAGCAUACAUUCUAUGUAUGAAAUAGCGUGGGAGAAAAAGCACAUUUAAAAAUCUAAUAUAAAUAAAUAAUCAAUGUUCUCUUAUUCUCAUAUUGUAAUGAUCGUAGAUUCUCAUAUACAACAAACACUGCACGCAAAGUGAGUGCACAUUUCAAUAAGCAAAAUUGGUUACUCUCAAAAUAAUAUUCAAUAUACAGGCAAUUAAAAGUAUUAACUUACCACUUCUUUUUCUUUGUUACAAUAUUUAAAUAAAUUUAGAUUUCUUUAAUUUAAUUCAUUUCAUUACGACCGAUAUUUAAAUCAUCACAUUAAGUUGAAAAAUAAAUAAGAUAAAUUUUCUUUGAAUAAAUUUCAUCUACUAUUAGCAAUUAUUCAGGGUACCAAAAUCAUUCGCUUAAAGUUUAUAAGUACCCCUGAUUAUCUUGCUAAAAUCUAAUGGAUAUAUUCAUGAUAGUCGUAGAGAAAACGUUAACGAAUUUUACGAUUAUAAUAUACUAUGUAAAUGUUUCUUUUUAUAAGUAACUUGCCCAAUCAACUAGAAUACAUUUUUUUUUUUUAUAGAAUGUUCAUAA
Molecule: messenger RNA, 3356 nt
Organism: Heterotrigona itama
Lineage: Eukaryota; Metazoa; Arthropoda; Insecta; Hymenoptera; Apidae
Source: the annotation of a GenBank genome assembly